This is a messenger RNA of Morus notabilis, 2472 nucleotides long. RefSeq names its product probable glycosyltransferase At5g25310. Lineage: Eukaryota; Viridiplantae; Streptophyta; Magnoliopsida; Rosales; Moraceae. The coding region runs from base 59 to 1978 and encodes 639 amino acids. The transcript has 4 exons. Gene Ontology annotation, molecular function: glycosyltransferase activity. The record is from RefSeq and is a predicted model, not a curated record.
AAAUACAGCAACAUUUGUGGGUCAUUAUUGAAAUCUCUAGUCGAGUGCUACAAAUAUUAUGAUUAUGGAUAUCACUGCUCUAGCCCAGAUGUUAUUUCGUGUUGAAUUUCGGAGACUUCUGUUAAUUAUUGGUACAUUAGUUGCUACUAUAAUUGUUUCUCAGUGCUUUGCUUUAACUUUUCCAUAUGGGAAAACGUUUUACUUUCUAUCUGCUAGUAAGGAUUCAACUACUAUGAUGAUUGCCAAUGCUGGUAGUUCAAAUAAUUCAAAACAAAGUAAUAAAGUUUUCGGUGUUCAAGUGGUGGCUAAUUCUUCCGAUGCUUUGAAUUCGGAAGGUGAAAUCGGAUAUGAAAAUGAAAUAGUGGAUGAUGAGGACACUGAGUAUGAAUUAGCACCAGAAGUUGACAACAAUUCAAACAAGAAGUUUGUGUUAAAGAAGGGUAUUAUAGACCUCGAUGUUAGAUUUGAAAUCGAAUCUGAUAUAGUUAGAGGAAAUGUUUCUACUCUGGGCAAUAGAAUGGAUGAGAAAUAUGAGAAAGACACCUCCUUUACAACAAAUCCAAGAACAAAUUCUAGCGAAGAUAGGAAACGAGUUGGUAGUGUGUCAGGAAUCUUUGUAGAGGGCAUAAGAAACUUGAGUGUAGGCGGUUUGGAGAAAAAUGUCGAGCAAACUAUGAAAACACAACCCAAGGAGGGGAAGACCGAGUUGGUAAUACCGAAUUCUGAGGACUCAACAAUAGCCAGUACGCUCAUGCCAAAGAGGUGGGACAAGAAACCAACAACAAUAUCUCAAAUGAACACGCUGCUGCUUCGGAGCCCUCUUUCUACUCAUUCGACGAGGCCUAGAUGGUCUUCUGUUCGUGACCGUGAACUCCUAUCUGCUAAGCUGGAGAUUGAGAAUGCUCCUAUAAUAAGAAACAGUCCAGAGCUUAGUGCUUUUGUUUUCCGAAACGUUUCCAAAUUUAAAAGGAGUUAUGAAUUGAUGGAACGGAUGCUCAAAGUUUAUAUCUACAGGGAAGGAGAAAAGCCUGUAUUCCAUCAGCCUUACAUGAGGGGAAUUUAUGCCUCAGAAGGUUGGUUUAUGAAACUGAUGGAGGCAAAUAAAAAAUUUGUCGUCCGGGAUCCUAGGAAGGCUCAUUUAUUCUAUUUGCCCUUCAGCUCAAAACUGCUGAGGACAACAUUUGAAAAUUCCAAGGGAAAGAAGGACUUUGAGAAAUAUCUAAAGAGCUAUGUGGGAUUGAUCUCUAGAAAAUAUCGUUUUUGGAACAGAACAGAAGGAGCAGAUCACUUUCUUGUUGCUUGUCACGACUGGGCCUCCUUCAUUACAAGGACGAGUAUGAAGAAUUGCAUACGGGCUCUUUGCAAUGCCAAUGUUGGUAGAGGCUUUGUAAUUGGCAAGGACACUAGUCUACCUGUUACUUAUGUGCGCUCAUCAGAAGACCCUCUGAAAGACGUUGGAGGGAAACCUGCUUCGGAAAGAUCUAUCUUGGCCUUCUUUGCAGGGGGAAUGCACGGCUAUCUCCGACCAAUUCUGCUGCACUACUGGGAGAACAAAGAGUCAGACAUGAAAAUCUUUGGCCCGAUGCCCCGUGAUAUCGAAGGCAAAAGGACGUACAGGGAGUACAUGAAGAGCAGCAAGUAUUGCAUAUGUGCCAAAGGUUAUGAGGUUCACACCCCUAGAGUUGUUGAGGCCAUCUUUUACGAGUGUGUGCCGGUCAUUAUAUCAGAUAACUAUGUGCCUCCUCUCUUUGAGGUGCUCAACUGGGAGGCAUUUUCGGUCUUUGUUCAAGAGAAAGAUAUUCAUAAUUUGAGGAAUAUUCUGCUCUCAAUACCUAAGGAGAAGUAUGAGGGAUUGCAGUUAGGAGUUAGGAUGGUCCAAAAGCAUUUCUUUUGGCACAAAGAGCCUGUGAAAUAUGACUUAUUUCACAUGAUACUUCACUCAGUUUGGAACAACAAACUUCUUCAAGUGAAAACUUAAUGAAGACGCUAGAGCUUGAGGUUCUUUCAAUGGAAAAUACGACAUGCGAUUGCGAGCUGCGCAGCUGGUGUAAAAAUCCGAAAGCAUAGGGGUCAAACCAAUUCUGCUGAUGUUUCAAUGCCAUUUGUAAUUGAAACAAAGCCGGGUUCUGAAUGCACUUCUGGUUGGCGCUGUAUUUCAACAUUUUGGCAUGCACGUAAAUGGUGUGAGCCAAGAAGGGUAUUGAUCCUACUGAACCUAGGACUUUGCUCUUUGGUCAUUUUUGCAUGAGUCAUAAAAUGGGUGAACUAUAAGAUAUGCACCAGAAAAACAAUGGCAUUGUAGCUUUCUACCCAAGAAAAGAAAAAAAAAUGGUGUGAAAUCCAGAUUUGGAAAUUGAUUUAGCUAGUAGUUUUUCCCAUAAAAGUGAUGGACUCAUAAUCCCUACAAGAGAACUUGCUUCUCUGAAGACUCAUCCAUGAUUCAUGAUAUUUUUUAGUUGUUUCAUCCUCAAA